This is a messenger RNA of Camelina sativa (false flax), 2732 nucleotides long. The record is from RefSeq and is a predicted model, not a curated record. Lineage: Eukaryota; Viridiplantae; Streptophyta; Magnoliopsida; Brassicales; Brassicaceae.
UGAACCGGAAUUUGAUUGGCAGAGUCAUCAAACCGGUACUCUUAAACCAUUCCUAACGGCCGUCAAAGUCAAAGAUUACAAUCUAUUGACAACCGUUGAUCUCAACUUGGGUUUAGUUAUCAUCGACGGCUAUGAGUACUUGAAAGAGCUGAAGAAACACUCUAUAACAGAAAGCAACCGCGCCAUUGGAGUCUCCUUUUUUUUUUUAACAACUUCUUCUUCGACUCUGUUUCUCUCUCUCUCUAUAACUGAGAAAGUUCUCACUUUCCCGAGAAAAUUUAAUUUUCUUUCUGCUCUCUGAGAAAAAAAUCUUGUAACCGAAAGAGCGAGAAUGAUGAAACGGAUUGAUACUUCUCUUCUGUACACGGCGUUCGUUGUGCUUCUUCUUCUUGGAGUAGUUCCUCGAUCUGAUGCAAGGUCACGCUCUACUCGACGUAAGUUUCUCAAGAAAAUUUCGAUUGAAUCUCGUUUUCAUUCUUGAAUCGUUGUAAUCUUUGGAGAUGAUGAUGUUUCUUUGAUCUCCCUGUAUCGCUUUUUGAGUAAUUUGCAAGAUAACGAUGAUCGAUGAUUUGGUUUUUGAGAUUCUUCUGUUUCAUCGUUGUUUCUUACUGUUGCAGCGCCAAGUUUCAUGCGAUUCGUGUCAAACGCAACUGAUUUUGCGUCGGAGGAUUACUACGACUACAUAAUCGUCGGAGGAGGUACGGCGGGAUGUCCACUAGCCGCCACACUUUCACAAUCUUUCAGGGUUCUUCUGCUUGAACGUGGCGGCGUUCCGUACAACAGACCUCACGUGAUGUCGCACGAUGGUUUCUUGACUACACUCACUGACGUCAACAACUUCGACUCGCCGGCUCAGUCUUUCGUCUCUGAGGAAGGAGUUCCUAACGCCAGAGGCCGUGUUCUUGGAGGAAGCAGUGCGAUCAACGCUGGGUUCUAUAGCCGUGCUGAUAAGCAGUUCUUUGAGAACUCGGGUCUUAAUUGGGAUCUGACUAGUGUGAAUCAGUCAUAUGAGUGGGUUGAGAGAGCUAUUGUGUUUAGACCUCAGCUCAGGACUUGGCAAACUGCGAUUAGGGAUGCGUUGCUUGAGGUUGGUGUGCAUCCGUUUAAUGGAUUCACCUUGGAGCAUAAAGUUGGGACUAAGAUCGGAGGGUCUACGUUUGAUCGUGCUGGGAGGAGACACAGCUCUGCAGAUCUUCUCAGGUAUGCAAGAAGUUCCAACAUUAGAGUUGCAGUUUACGCAACUGUAGAGAGAGUACUGCUAGCUUCAUCUCCAAGUGUCUCCGGUGCCAACGUAUCUGCGAUUGGAGUGGUUUACCGUGAUCAGCUGGGACGUUACCAUCACGCCAUGAUACGAGACAGAGGAGAGGUGAUACUGUCAGCUGGUGCACUCGGUAGCCCACAGUUGCUUUUUCUUAGUGGGAUUGGUCCAAGGAGUUAUCUUUCGACUUGGGGGAUCCCAGUGGCUCUUGACCAGCCUCAUGUGGGAGAUUUUGUGUAUGAUAACCCGAGGAACGGUAUCUCCAUUGUUCCUCCGGUUCCAAUGGAGAGCUCACUGAUUCAAGUGGUGGGUAUUACUGAGGAAGGGGCUUUUCUGGAGGCUGCUUCCAAUGUGAUUCCGUUUGCUUCGCCUUUACAUUCUGUGUUCAUCAGAGCGCCAGCUUCUCCUUUGUACGUCCCUGUGACAACUAUAAUGGAGAAGAUCCUAGGUCCAGUGUCUAUUGGUCUACUAAGGCUGGCCUCAACGGAUGUGAGGAUAAACCCAGUUGUUAGAUUCAACUACUUCAGUGAUCCACAAGAUCUAGAGAGAUGUGUCAAUGGGACUAGGAAGAUUGGAGAAAUACUCAGGAGCCGAGCUAUGCAGGACUUUAUGAUCAGGGAAUGGUUUGGGAACCGUAGAUUCAGGUUUGUUGGAGCUCCAUUGCCUGUGGACCAAUCAAAUGAUCUAGUGAUGGCAGAUUUCUGCAGACGUACUGUGAGCACAAUCUGGCACUACCAUGGAGGCGCUGUUGUGGGAAAAGUAGUGGACUCUGAUCUCAAAGUCAUUGGUAUUAAUUCUCUUAGGCUUGUGGAUGGAUCAACCUUCAAUAUCUCUCCAGGAACUAAUCCUCAGGCGACCUUGAUGAUGCUUGGAAGGUAAGAAGAAACUUACCAAGUGUAUUACUCUUUGAAAUUGUAUCAGUUCAUUUUGAUGAAACUAAAAAGAAACUUCUAUAUGAUAAUUGCAGGUACAUGGGGCUGAAGAUGCUGAGGGAGAGAAUGAGAUAGAAAUGAUUCCCCAGAUAGGCUUCCUGGAUUAUUUUGCUGAUUCUUUUGCUCUUAUGUUCACCUAUAGCUCUCUAUCACGUGUUACUACACUGAGUUUGUUCAGUCUUUCAUUGGACUCCUCGCUUAAUUCAUGUAAUAGAGUACAGUAGUUCAUCUAUAUAGUCCAUCUAUGCAACAGAAUUGAGAUGUACUCAGACUAGCCAUUAUAGUAAAAAAUCCAGCAUUCCUAUGUCAGAGAGCAAAGGACAUGUUCAUAUUACAAAUACAGAUACAGUAUGUGACAUACUAGAGGAAAUUUAAAUCUUAGUAAUGUGAAAACAAGAGGCAGUAUUCUUCUAAUUUUCUGUUUUUGGCACUAUGAUGAACACUUUUGGAAUUUGUUCCAUGUAAAAGUUUCCUCUUGAAGUUUCGUGGAAUCUCCUACUUCAUUAUGUAAAGGAAGAUAAGACAAUCAAACGCAUACCUCU